CAGUUGCUAGGCUACCAGGGCCCUAGCAGAAAACGGUGGGGCGGUGUGUCCUCCGUGUCCUCUGCACGGUAGUCUGCUUGGCUUCGUACCUGCCCAGAGGUGGCCUCCCACCUCGUCCAGGACUUGUUGCCACAGGCGCCGCACCUACACCUAUUCCCCAGGACGGACCGGAGCGCGGAGGCGAUCGCACCCUUUCCUCUGCCUUUCUAGGAAACCUACGCCACUCCCCUCACCCUUUUGGAUCCCCUUCACCACCUUCCCCCGGACCAGGAAGUCCUGAACCCCUGAAUUUCGUUUUUAGAGCCCACUCUCUGGGCACCUUAUAUUUCAUUUUCUUCUAGCCCGAAACAACUCGCCAGAUCCCCGUUUUUUUCACUUUCCUGCGGCGUCCUGGUGUUGGCCAUCUUUCUCAUAUUUCUCCUCUGGGAGAGGGAAGCAUGGGGCCUGCUAUGGUCCUGGCGCCUCGGGAGGAGGAGGCUGGAAGGCAUGCCGCCCUCCCUAAUUCCUCAGCUUCUCCUGUGUAAUCAGCUGCCCUCUUGGAAAUCGAGCAGGCAGGGGUUGUGGCCGGAUGCCGAUGUCACUGACUGGUCUUCAGUAUACCAAUACAGAAGUAACAUGUUCCCAGCAUUGGAAACAGAGCUAAAGCAGGAGACUCUUCCUGAUCCCUAUGAAGACUUUAUGUACCGUCACCUCCAGUACUAUGGUUACUUUAAAGCUCAGAGAGGCAGUUUACCAAACUCAGCUACGCAACAGCAUGUUUGGAAGAAUAAUCCCCGAUUCGUCUUGAGUGGCUCUUUUGGGGAAAGAGAUGAUUUGAUACCAGACCCCCUGCAAAAGGAGAAGCUUCUAUGGCCCUCCUGUCUCUCUUCAGCUAUGCACAGACAGAUAGAAGCUGUGAGCAGAGCAGAUUCCUUUAUGCUGAGUUCACCACUUCUCAAGAGCAGACAGCUUCUUCAUGAUGAGUUUGGUGAAGUAAACACACGUCUUCGAGAACCCCGAGAUCUCUUUGCCUUUUUCUCUGGUAGUGGGCCACUGCAGGCUCCAAGGUGGCCAAUAGAAUGUGAGGUCAUCAAGGAAAACAUUCAUCAUAUUGAGGGAGUUCCACCCGAACCAGAAUAUUUCUAUCAACCUACAGGAAAUGAAAAGGUACCAGAAAUUGUAGGAGAGGAAAAAGGCACAGUUGUCUAUCAAUUAGAUUCAGUGCCCACCGAAGGUUCCUAUUUCAGCAGUUCCAGAGUGGGAGGCAAACGGGGAAUUAUUAAGGAACUCGCUGUCACGUUGCAAGGACCAGAAGAUAACACUCUACUGUUUGAAUCAAGGUUUGAGAGUGGCAAUCUGCAGAAAGCCAUCAGAGUAGACACCUACGAGUAUGAGCUCACCUUGCGAACUGACCUCUACACAAACAAACACACUCAGUGGUUUUAUUUUCGAGUUCAGAACACCAGAAAAGAUGUCACCUAUCGCUUCACCAUUGUCAACUUGCUGAAACCCAAGAGCCUGUAUACUUUAGGGAUGAAGCCACUCAUGUACUCCCAGUUAGAUGCCAACACCCACAACAUCGGCUGGAGGAGAGAAGGAAAUGAAAUCAAAUACUAUAAGAACAACAUGGAUGAUGGGCAGCAGCCCUUUUACUGUCUCACGUGGACCGUUCAGUUUCCACAUGACCAGGACACCUGCUUCUUUGCACACUUCUACCCGUACACGUACACUGAUUUGCAGUGCUACCUUCUGUCAGUGGCAAACAACCCCAUCCAAUCUCAAUUCUGCAAACUCCAAACUUUAUGCAGGAGCCUAGCAGGAAAUACCGUCUACCUGCUCACCAUCACCAACCCAUCCCGGACCCCUCAAGAGGCGGCUGCAAAGAAAGCCGUGGUCCUGAGCGCCAGGGUCCACCCUGGGGAAAGUAAUGGCUCCUGGAUCAUGAAAGGCUUUUUGGACUUCAUUCUUAGCAACUCUCCAGACGCUGAGCUCCUCAGAGAUAUUUUUGUCUUCAAAGUGAUUCCCAUGUUAAACCCCGACGGAGUAAUUGUGGGGAAUUACCGGUGUUCGUUGGCUGGAAGGGACUUGAACAGGCAUUAUAAAACCAUUCUGAAGGAGUCUUUCCCUUGCAUCUGGCACACCAGGAACAUGAUCAAGAGACUUCUUGAAGAAAGGGAGGUUCUCUUGUAUUGUGAUUUCCAUGGCCACAGCCGUAAGAACAACAUCUUCCUGUACGGCUGUAAUAACAACGAUCACAAGUACUGGCUGCACGAGCGAGUCUUUCCUUUAAUGUUAAGCAAAAACGCACCAGAUAAGUUUUCUUUUCAUAGUUGUAAUUUUAAGGUCCAAAAGUGCAAAGAAGGAACAGGGCGAGUCGUGAUGUGGCGGAUGGGAAUCCUAAACAGCUAUACCAUGGAGUCUACCUUCGGCGGCUCCACCCUGGGCAAUAAAAAAGACACUCACUUUACCACUGAGGAUCUGAAGUCCCUAGGUUAUCAUGUCUGUGACACCCUUCUGGAUUUCUGUGAUCCUGACCGAACCAAGUUCACACAGUGUCUAGAAGAGCUUAAGGAGCUCUUACAACAGGAAAUCCAUAAGAAGUUCUAUGAACUUGGACAAGAUAUGGAUUUAGAAGGAAGUUGGAACGAUAUCUCUUUGUCUGACAUUGAAUCCAGCACCAGUGGUUCUGACAGCUCCCUCUCAGAUGGUCUCCCUGUUCAUCUCCUGAACAUAGCAGAUGAGUUGAAUAAGAAGAAGAUGCAUAAGAAGAAAAAACAGAAGCCACUUCAGACUAGGAAACAGCGAAACGAACAGUAUCAGAGAAAUAAUUUGAUACGGGAGUUAAAGUCAACGGAAGAUACCCCAGAAAGGGCAGGAUUUGCUUCCACUCUGCAAAAGCAGCCGACCUUUUUCAAAACUUCAGAGAAUACCAGUUCUUCAACAAUAAAAAAUGAAAAACCAAGGAUGAAUGAGUUAAAUGGAAAAGACAAAGGCACCUCCCUGGACUCAUCAAAAACGACCACCUUGAUUUUAACUAAGAAUAAAGAGACAAUGCAGAGAGAGAAGCCAGGAUUCAUAGUAUCAUGCUCCUCAAAGAACAGCACCAACACCAGCCAAGAUCCAGCUGCAGAUGUGAAGCCAAACUGGUCCAGGAGCAGGUUUCUUGGCGCAAAGAAGGGCCGCUCCACCAUGACAGUGUACCCUUCCUUGCACAUAUACACAUACCCGUAGGGGGCCUGGGCCACGCCACACAGAGAUGUAGGCAUUUAGCUUCCUUGAUGUGCUUUGGGUUAAACACACUCUGUAACGAGGGGAGUAGUGUGCUUGAGAGCUACGGUCCUCUGUGUUGUGAUAAACUGUGUUGUGCGUUCAUCGUGCACUGACCUUACACUGUGUGCUCACACUGUGUGCGUGCCUUCGAGGUGCGUACUUCACAAAUUCAAUUGCUUUUUCAUAGAGUGAAAUUUUAUUAUGACAUAAAGAAAAGCUUCUUUUAUCAGAAAUCGAAGUCACGGAACUACAGCACAGAUACACCUCAUCUUAACCGAUAGUCUCUCUAAAAUUAUGUGCGAAUCCAUUUGAAAAGAUCAAACUGUUUUACACAUAUUCUGGGAGUGCGCUAUGUUAAAAAUGUCUGUGUCAGAGCUUUCUAGCGACAAAUGAUCAGUCAGACUGUGGUAUGUCAGGUCUGCUCAGGGUGAGGUGUUCCCACAUACAGGAAACAAUUCCUGUACUACCCAGAAUUUGAUGUUGCAUAUAUUAUGUUCAACACAGUUAUAUAAGUUUUUUAACCCAUUGAUUAAAAUUCAUUCUCUCUAA
This is a messenger RNA of Pteropus alecto (black flying fox), 3798 nucleotides long. It is a transcript of the gene AGBL2, whose product is annotated as ATP/GTP binding protein like 2. Bases 487 to 3210 code for a protein of 907 amino acids. The transcript is spliced from 18 exons. Gene Ontology annotation, biological process: proteolysis. Lineage: Eukaryota; Metazoa; Chordata; Mammalia; Chiroptera; Pteropodidae. The record is from RefSeq and is a predicted model, not a curated record. Gene Ontology annotation, molecular function: zinc ion binding; metallocarboxypeptidase activity.